CGCAGUUGAUGUUAGCCAUGGAAACGGGAGCGGUCCUGGAGGCCCCGGGUCAGCUGCUGAUGCGACCGCCAGCAUCGUCGGGCGGGAGCUCCCAACCGCCUUCACCAGGGGAGAUGUGGUCCCGGGACGCCCUCGCGUCGCCUCUCUCCUCCGGUGACUCCAGAUGUUGCUGAUUAUAAAAAGGAUGUGAUUCUCAGACCGAUCCCGAAUGGGAAGUAUGAGUCCAGAUGUCCCUCUGCUAAACGAUUACAAACAGGACUUCCUGCUGAAGCGCUUUCCACAAACUGUUCUUGGAGGCCCUCGUCUCAAACUAGGCUACUGUGCCCCUCCCUACAUCUACUUUAACCAGAUUGUCCUCUUUCUGAUGCCAUGGGCUUUAGGUGGCACAGGAACACUUCUGUACCAGCUGGACCUCCUGAGGGACUACACAGCAGCAGCCCUUUCAGGAGGACUCAUGGUGUUCACUGCAUCUGUCAUCCAGCUCACAAGUGUGUAUGCCAAGAGCAAAUCAGUGGUGGUUAAAAGGAUGAUAACCAGGGACAUCUUAGCAGAGGAAGACGAGCACGAAUUUAUAAGUUGUGCCGGUGCUGAGACCGUCAAGUUUCUGAUUCCUGGCAAAAAAUACGUAGCUAAUACGGUUUUUCAUUCUGUUCUUGCCGGGUUGGUGUGUGGUCUGGGAACAUGGUACCUGCUCCCAAACAGAGUGGCUCUGCUCUAUGGCAGCCCCGGGGCAACGGCCACACUCUUCAUCUUCGGGUGGAUAACGCUUUGCAUAGGCGAGUAUUCACUCAUUGUAAACACCCCCACAGAGACGGCCACAUUUCAGACCCAGGAUACUUACGAAAUCACUCCUCUCCUGAGACCACUUUAUGUCUUUUUCUUUGUUUCUGUGGACCUUGCACACAGGUUUGUUGUAAACAUACCAGUUCUAGAGCAGAUGAAUCAGGUUUUACACAUCCUCUUUGUGUUGUUGCCCUUCCUGUGGGCACUCGGCACGCUGCCCCCACCUGAUGCGCUUUUCUUCUGGGCGGUUGAGCAGGUUUUAGAGUUUGGUCUUGGAGGCUCAUCCAUGUCAACUCCCCUACGGUUGUUGGUGAUGUUCGUCAUUUCCACUGGAACACCUGUCGUGGCGUACUUCCUCCCCAGCACCGUCGGGGUGGUCCUUUUCAUGACCGGACUUGGCUUCUUACUGAGUCUUAACCUCAGUGCCAUGAGUGUGGUCUUGAGGCACAGAGUAGGAAGCAGGCACGAGGCUUUCACGGGCAGCCCGGGACAGAGGUUCGGGUGGAAGGAAUGCUUUCUGUGCAUCACUGUGCUCGCUGUGGCUCUCCUGGAGGCGGGGCUGCUGCAUCGCUAUGCCAGCUUUCCAGAGGUUUCCAGAAGCAGCUCGCAAUCCGUCGUGGGCUAUGUUCUGAUGGCAUUGCUUUCAGUACUGUGGAUACUGAGAGAAACUCAAAGCAUCUACAUCUUUGGAAUUUUCCGAAACCCUUUGUAUCCGAAGGAUGUACAAGCUGCGUCUGUAUUCUUUGACAAGCAAAACAAGCUCCUGAGGAUUGGCGCUGUCAGAUGGAUUUUACUAACUCUAGUGUCGCCUUUGGCUAUGGUGGCCUUCCUUGCACUGGAUAGCUCCUUACACAGGCUGCACUCUGUGUCUGUCUCCAUUGGAUUCACCAGGGCUUUCAGAACGGUGUGGCAGAGCACAGAAAAUGCGUUACUAGAGACUGUGAUUGUGACAGCAGUGCACCUGCUGUCUGACACAGAGUGCUGGUGGAACAGGAGCCUUGACACGGGAAGCAGACUGUUACUGAUUGGUAUCAUGCGAGACCGUUUGAUUCAGUUCAUCAAUAAAUUGCAGUUUGCCGUGACUGUACUUUUGGCAUCAUGGACAGAAAAGAAACAGCAUAGGAAAACAACAACUACUUUGUGUGUCCUCAACAGUGUAUUUGCUCCCUUCGUGUUAUUUAUUAUAGUUUUCUCAACACUACUGUCAUCUCCUUUACUGCCCCUCUUCACCCUUCCUGUUUUCUUCGUGGGGUUUCCUCGCCCGGUCCAGAGCUGGCCAGGAGUAGUGGGCACUGCAGCUUGCGUGUGCACAGACACAGUGUUCUACCACCAGAUGGUCCCCAGGUUGGCUGUGGCACUGCAGACUGCAAUGGCGGCUGGAAGUUUAGGCCUCCUCCUACCCGGCUCUCAUUACUUGGGCCGUUUUGAGGAUCGUUUAAUAUGGAUAAUGAUUCUAGAGCGCGGUUAUACUUACUGCUGCAUUAACAUUAAGGGGUUAGAAUUGCAGGAAACGUCCUGCCACACUGCUGAAGCCCAGAGAGUUGAUGAGGUGUUUGACAGUGCUUUUCAGCGAGAACACCCACAAGUGUGUGCCCUGAAUGAGCACCUGGGGAACAUCUUGACACCAUGUACUGUUUUGCCCGUGAAACUGUAUUCUGAUGCCAGGGGUGUCCUGUCUGGCAUUAUCGAUUCUCACGAGAACCUGAGGGAAUUUAAAGAUGACCUUGUCAAAGUGCUUGUAUGGGUGCUCAUUCAGUAUUGCUCUAAAAGGUCCAGCACUCAGGAGAAUAUUUACAAAACUGAAAAUAACAGAGAAGCCCCACCAGCGCCUCUUCCUGCUUUGAACACUUCACCUUGCCCUGAAUCCCUGGAAGACUCAGAUAGUUUAAAAUCAGAUACUUUCCAUGACUGGUCUGAUGAUAAUCUUUUUGAUGACGAACCAGCUAACAAAAACAGAAAAGAAAAACUUCAGUUCAGCGAUCUGCCAGGUACAAAUUUGCCUAUUCCAGGGUCGGUAGAUUCCCAGAGUGCAGAUGAUCACUAUACAGGCACAGGCCCUAAAAACGAUCUUUACAAGACAGUUUUGUUGGGAUUCCCUGCUAUUGACAAGGGACAGCGAGAAGACGUGACCUGUAUCCCUCUGAUGGAGUUCAGUUGUUCCCAGUCUCACCUGCUGAGUUUACCUGAAGAAUGGAGGUCUAACUGUACACCCUAUUCCAAAAUAAAGGAGAUGAGCCCCUUGUUUCCCGAAGACUGGUAUCAGUUUGUUUUAAGGCAAUUGGAAUGUUUUCAUUCAGAAGAAAAGUCAAGUGUACUAGAAGAAAUUGCAAAGGAUAAAGCUUUAAAAGACUUGUAUGUCCACACUGUAAUGGCUUGUUAUAUUGGUUUAUUUGGAAUAGACAACAUGGUGCCUAGUCCUGGCCAGCUAGUAAGAGUCUACAAUGGUGGUUUGCCCUGGUCUGGCACCUUGGAUUGGCUCUCAGAAAAACCAGAACUGUUCCAACUAGUUCAGAAAGCAUUCAGGUAUACGCUGAAACUGAUGGUUGAUAAAGCAAGUUUGGGUCCAACAGAAGACUUUAAAGAGCUGGCCGACUGCCUCAGAGAAUAUGAGAGGGACUGGUACAUUGGCUUAGCGUCUGAGGAGCAGUGGAAGGAAGCAAUUCUAGAAGAAAAGCCGUGCUUGUUUUCCCUGGGCUAUGAGUCUAGUACGGGCGUCUACACCUCAAGGGUCCUGAUGCUUCGGGAGCUGUCGGUGCACAUCGGGCAGCUGAACGCCGAGGCCAUUCGAGGUCAGUGGGCCAACCUCUCGUGGGAACUGCUUUAUGCCACCAACGAUGAUGAGGAGCGCUACAGCAUCCAAGCUCACCCGCUCCUUCUGCGGAACCUCACUGUGCAAGCCGCGGACCCUCCCUUGGGCUACCCAAUUUUCUCUUCCAAACCUCUCCCUAUACAUUUGUGUUAGUCCAUUUUUACAUCCAAAUGCAAGGGCGUCGCCAGAGGCGCUGCUGGAAAAGUGAGAGUCGCGGUUCUGGGAUGUCGCUAGACUUCCUUGCCGCAGGGAACGAUUUAAACAGAAGCUCCCCUGCAUCUAACAUGGGUAAAAGUAGUUGGCCAAUAUUUGUGCUGUAUGAGUUGGGAUCCAUUUGGGUAGCUAGAGACAUUUGUAUACAAUUACAUGGUUUUUUACUGCUUUGUUAAAUGUCUGAAAGGUGGUUUGUCUUUUAAAAAGUCAACAGGUGUGUCAUUACAUACUAAAAAACAUGCAUAUCAGUGUUUUUUUAAAUAAUAAUGGAUCAUUUUAAUGCUUACCAUGACAUGUACAUAUAUUUAUUUGAAAUGUAAUUAAUUUUUAGUAUUUUCAAAUGUUGUACUGUUUUAACAUUUAACGUGGUAUGAACAGUUCCACUCAAUGUAUUUAUUUUUCAUAUACUUCAGUUUGGAAACCAUAAGCACUUCAAAUAAAAUAU
Molecule: messenger RNA, 4250 nt
Organism: Psammomys obesus (fat sand rat)
Lineage: Eukaryota; Metazoa; Chordata; Mammalia; Rodentia; Muridae
Gene: Pcnx4
Product: pecanex 4
Exons: 11
Coding region: 209-3745 (1178 amino acids)
Cellular component (GO): membrane
Source: RefSeq, a predicted model, not a curated record